AUACCCAUACCCAAUUCUUCUUUUCUCCCUUAUUCUCUACUCCAAUCUCAACUAUUCAAGAUUCUGUAAAAGUUUAGCUUUUUGGCUGUGAUGGAGAAGUUGAGUUUUGUGAAGAAUGGUGUGCUGAGAUUGCCGCCUGGGUUUCGGUUCCACCCCACGGAUGAGGAGUUGGUGGUUCAGUAUCUCAAGUGUAAGGUUUUGAGCUGUCCCUUGCCGGCUUCUAUCAUUCCCGAGGUUGAUAUCUGCAAAUCUGAUCCCUGGGAUUUGCCAGGUGAUUUGGAGCAGGAGAGGUAUUUCUUUAGCACCAGGGAGGUGAAGUAUCCUAAUGGAAACAGGUCAAACAGAGCCACCAGCUCUGGCUACUGGAAGGCCACUGGUUUGGACAAGCAGAUUGUGAGCUCCAAAGGCCACCGCCAGCUUGUUGGCAUGAAGAAAACUCUGGUUUUCUACAAAGGCAAGCCCCCUCAGGGCACCCGAACCGAUUGGAUCAUGCACGAAUAUCGCCUCACCAAUGCCGAAUCCCUGCCCAACAACCCGCCUCAGGAGAAUUGGGUGUUGUGCCGUAUAUUCUUGAAGAAAAGAGGGGCCAAGAAUGAAGACGAAAACCCCCCGGCUCAGGCUCAGACCCCGACCCAGGCCGAGGCCGUCACCAACAACAGAGGUGCGGGUUUAAAGAACAACAGCAAACCGGUUUUCUACGAUUUCUUGGCGAGGGAGAGGACUGAUUUGAACCUGGCUCCAGCUUCAUCAUCCUCAGGCUCCAGUGGAGUCACAGAGGCUUCUUGUAAUGACAAAACAGAUGAUCAUGAAGAGAGCAGCAGCUGCUGCAAUAGUUUCACCACUUUUAGAACAAAACCUUAGGCUUAGGACUCCCCUUUUUUUCUUAGCUACUAAUUUCCAGAUCAGUAAUGUAACCUUUGCCCCACUCUCUUCCAAGAAAACAAAAAAAACAACCUGAGCAAAACACGGCAUCAAUGGUGGUACUAUGAAGAGCAAAACACAAAAACAAUACAACACUCUUCUUUUGGUUCA
This is a messenger RNA of Ipomoea triloba (trilobed morning glory), 1032 nucleotides long. RefSeq names its product NAC domain-containing protein 83-like. Gene Ontology annotation, molecular function: DNA binding. The record is from RefSeq and is a predicted model, not a curated record. Bases 91 to 861 code for a protein of 256 amino acids. Gene Ontology annotation, biological process: regulation of DNA-templated transcription. NCBI's taxonomy places the organism in Eukaryota, Viridiplantae, Streptophyta, Magnoliopsida, Solanales, Convolvulaceae. The transcript has 3 exons.